GAUCGACUAAAUAGCCUAGAGGAAUCGAAUCUUAUCGGCUAAAAAUCGUGCUUUGGUCCAGAAAAGGAGGUAAUGUCAAAGAUAUCUAAAGAUCAGGGCUGGACGUUCAGUGAAGUUGAAAGGCAGCCUCGAGACAGCUCGAGGCAGUCAACAUCAAUCAUUACGCCCCACCGGAAUAACAUCGGAGCAUGUACCAUUAAGGUUCUCAAAGGCCCAGGUAUCGAUCCUUCCGUCUAUGGCUGUGGUAAUACCAUGGAAAUGGAUCUCGUCUUCCGCACGUGGCGUUUUCAUGGCUGGUGGGCUAAAGAUGCGUAUCCGUUGGGAAAUUAUUGA
Messenger RNA from Botrytis sinoallii, 333 nucleotides. RefSeq lists its product as uncharacterized. The transcript is spliced from 2 exons. The record is from RefSeq and is a predicted model, not a curated record. NCBI's taxonomy places the organism in Eukaryota, Fungi, Ascomycota, Leotiomycetes, Helotiales, Sclerotiniaceae. The coding region runs from base 73 to 333 and encodes 86 amino acids.